AUGGUUUCAAUAAAUAUCAAACAUUCUGGUGAUUUGGUGGCAUAUGCUUUGUAUGUAUUCAUAGCUGGCUUUGUUUCGACAGCAGGUACAACCGUACGGCCCGGAGCUGCCCGGGCACAAAACCACGCGGAAGGAAACGCGUCGCGUUAUAUCGUGGGUGGAGAUCCAACCUACCAAGGGGAGUUUCCGCAUCAUGUGGCGAUAUUACUAGACGACGAAUUCGUAUGUGGAGGAACAAUUCUUGACGAGUUUCAUGUUCUCACCACUGCAUACUGCCUCUUCCCGAAUGGACUUGCCAAUGGUGUAUACAAGGUGUUUGCCGGCGUAUGGCGCCCUGAUCAACCAGAUCCUGUUGCUCAACAAUGGACCGUUGAAGAUUACGUUGUGCACUCUCAGUUUGAUGUGAAUGACUAUGCAUCGCCAGAUAUUGCCGUUCUACGAAUUGGCUACGGCUUCACUUUCAACAAGUACGUGGGACCAGCGGCAAUACCAAGAACACGGGAAGAGGAGCAAAAAGUGCGACAUAUCGGCGACUGCGCUGUUGUCGGUUAUGGCCGCACCAAUGAGGCAAAAGAAAAGUACCCGAACAAACUACGAAAGAUCGAAGGACUAUUUCUUCGUAACUUCAAAACAUGUAACUCGGCACUAAGAAAGUCAGGAGCAGGCGGGAUGUCCAGAACCCAGAUGUGCUCGAUCAACCCGCCGAAAAACGUGUGUGUGGGUGACGGAGGAGGAGCGUUGGUGUGCCGGAAACCAAACACGGGGGACCAAUUGGUGGUGGGAGUAACUUCGUUCAUCCUCUCACCAUGCAGGACCACCGGCACCGCCUACUAUAUGCGCGCCUACCGUUUCAGGCAAUUUAUACAGAGGGCGAUUGCAAAGAUGGACAACAGGGCCUAA
Molecule: messenger RNA, 900 nt
Organism: Mya arenaria
Lineage: Eukaryota; Metazoa; Mollusca; Bivalvia; Myida; Myidae
Product: ovochymase-2-like
Exons: 6
Coding region: 1-900 (299 amino acids)
Biological process (GO): proteolysis
Molecular function (GO): serine-type endopeptidase activity
Source: RefSeq, a predicted model, not a curated record